Tachysurus fulvidraco (yellow catfish) is the source of this 1784-nucleotide messenger RNA. Its product is annotated as protein NDRG3-like. Gene Ontology annotation, biological process: signal transduction. Gene Ontology annotation, cellular component: cytoplasm. The transcript has 4 exons. The coding region runs from base 288 to 1310 and encodes 340 amino acids. Lineage: Eukaryota; Metazoa; Chordata; Actinopteri; Siluriformes; Bagridae. The record is from RefSeq and is a predicted model, not a curated record.
UUGUUUUCUAAAAUAAAUCUACCUGUAUGACUGUUUUGUCCUUCGCAGGUAUGCUCCCUUAUUUUUUUACUUUACGUUGUGGUCGUCUUAACACGCUGAACACGGAUUGUGAGCCACAUUUGGUGAGCUGGAGCUUCUGGCUGCAGGACAGACUACAGGACAUCGCCUCGGCCGUGGGGACAGACACUUUGUGAAGCAGAGGAUCAGAAAGUAGUGUGUGAGGAGCUAAAUAAGAGCUACUGAACUCUUCAACUUGAAUGAUCAUUUGACAGCUGUUCAUUGCAAGGAUGGAUGAGUUACAGGAUGUGGAGCCGACGGAGAUUAAGCCCCUUCUGACAGACAAAAAUGCCCUAAUCUUUAAGGAUUUCGACUGUCAUGAGCAUGACAUUGAGUCCCCCCACGGUGUUCUCCAUGUCACUAUGAGAGGAACACCUAAAGGCAACCGGCCCGUGAUCCUUACAUACCAUGACAUAGGCCUUAACCAUAAGUCAUGCUUCAACACUCUUUUUAACUUUGAGGACAUGCAGGAAAUCACACAGUAUUUUGCCGUGGCUCAUGUGGAUGCUCCAGGUCAGCAGGAGAACGCAGCACCUUUCCCCACUGGGUAUCAGUACCCUACGAUGGAUCAGCUAGCUGAGAUGCUGCCCUCAGUCAUGACCCACUUAAAGAUCAAUAGUGUGAUUGGGAUUGGUGUUGGUGCUGGAGCCCACAUUCUCACCAGACUGGCGCUGAAUCAGCCUACACUGGCCUACACUGCCUCAAAGUUGUCAGGAUGGACCAGCAAAACUCGAGGAUGGACCAGCAACCUGGUGGACAUUGUGAUGGGGCAUCAUUUCAGCACAGAUGAGCUGACAGAAAACCAGGAGAUCAUUCAGACAUACCGUCUGCACAUCGCUCAGGACAUGAACCAGGACAACCUUAAACUGUUCUGCAACUCCUACAACAGACGCCGAGAUCUUGAGAUCGAGAGGCCUGUCAUAGGGCUUGAUGAGGAAACUGUAAACACUCUGAAGUGUCCUGCGUUGCUAAUUGUUGGUGAUACCUCUCCAGCUGUGGAGGCUGUUGUUGAGUGUAACUCGAGGUUAAACCCCACAAAGACCACCCUUCUGAAGAUGGCAGAUUGUGGUGGCCUACCCCAAGUUGUACAACCUGGUAAACUUGCUGAGGCCUUCAAGUACUUUGUCCAGGGCAUGGGUUACAUGCCCACUGCCAGUAUGACACGCUUGGCACACUUUCGUACGCACUCAGCUUCCAGCAUGAACUCUGUGGAUGGCACACGUAGCCGCACUCACAUUAACUCUCAGCCGUAGGGCGCUGCUGCCAGCCCAGGUCCUGAGUGCAAAGCCAGACCACAGACCAUGGAGUCAGUCAGGUCCUGAUAUUCGGAUGGAUAAAAGUCAGGAGGAAAACAUCAGAGGAAAACAUCAGGACAUUUGAAUGGAAAUGUGAAAGUAUAUUAAUAUUUGCUAUAAGUAAAUAUUUUGUUGUAUAUAUUAAGUUGAAUAAGCAAGGAUUUCCAGAACACUUCUUGCUGUAAGCAUUUAACCCAUGCACUUUCACUAAUCUAAAAAAAGUUGUAUGAAGUCAUUUGAUGAUGAAAUUUCAUCCAUUUUAAUCUGUACGUUUAAUCGGUUUUGUUUUGUUUUUCUUACCUCAAUUAUAGAGUUCUCUAUAAUGUCAAAGCUGCUAACUGUUCCAAAGUUUACACAUUACUGUUUACAAAAUUUAACAGUUUUUUAUUUUUAUAUAAUUUUUUGAAUUAAUAAAAAAGAUUUAAUGUUUUA